Messenger RNA from Chiloscyllium plagiosum (whitespotted bambooshark), 1030 nucleotides. Lineage: Eukaryota; Metazoa; Chordata; Chondrichthyes; Orectolobiformes; Hemiscylliidae. The record is from RefSeq and is a predicted model, not a curated record.
CACAAUGGAGAGAAGCCUUUCAGCUGUCCUGAGUGCAGGAAGGCCUUCAGCAAUUCCUCCAACCUGCUGACCCACCAGCGGAUCCACACCGGGGAGAGGCCCUUCAGCUGCCCAGAGUGUGGGAAGGCCUUCAGCAGUUCCCCCAACCUGCUGAGGCACCGGCGGGUGCACACGGGGGAGAGGCCCUUCAGCUGCCCUGAGUGUGGGAAGGCCUUCAGCGAUUUCUCUUCCCUGCUGACCCAUCGGCGGGUCCACACUGGGGAGAGUCCCUUCAGCUGCCCCGAGUGUGGGAAGGCCUUCAACAAUUCCUCUUCUCUGCUGAUCCACCAGCGGAUCCACACUGGGGAGAGGCCCUUCAGCUGCCCCGAGUGUGGGAAGGCCUUCCACCAUUCCCCCAACCUGCUGAGGCACCGGCGAAUCCACAAUGGAGAGAAGCCUUUCAGCUGUCCUGAGUGCAGGAAGGCCUUCAGCAAUUCCUCCAACCUGCUGACCCACCAGCGGAUCCACACCGGGGAGAGGCCCUUCAGCUGCCCCGAGUGUGGGAAGGCCUUCAGCAAUUCCUUCAACCUGCUGACCCACCGGCGGGUCCACACAGGGGAGAGGCCCUUCAGCUGCCCCGAGUGCGGAAAGGACUUCACGCGCUCCUCCCUCCUCCAGAGGCACCAGCGAGUUCACAUAGGGUGAUUGAAGGCAUGACGGCUGAGUGCCAUUAUCGACUGGACUAUUAACCCAGUUCCAGGGGGUCCCGGGUUUGAAUCCCACUGCAGCAGAUGGCGCUAUACAGGGUAUGGGUUGAAAUUGCUGAGUGAGUCAAUGCUUCCUCCAGGUUAAGGCUGUACCGAGGAUCCAAUUACAAAGGGACAUCUUGGUGCCUGACCAAUAGUAAAGAAAGUGAUGGGGGGGCUGCGGGGAGUGUGUGCGCUUUGGCUUUGAGCUGUUUAAAAAGCAGCUACUUUUUUCUCUGCCAUUUUGCUGAGCGGAUCUGAAGCUGUAACAAAGUUGGGUCGCAAUAAAGGUUAUUUGAACUUGC